AUGCAACUUCGAUGAUGUUCAGUUAAAUAACAUGUAAACAUGGCUGCGUCCAGUUCUCACGUCGACGACGAAAUCGUCUUCGCCGCUGUGACGAAUAUUCCAAGUGUAUUUCGUUCCAGGGAUCUUCGAAAUUACUUUUCGCAAUUUCUUGAGGCUGGUGGAUUCCACUGCUUUCAUUUCAAACAUAGACCUUUGCAGAAUCUAACUGAAAAUGAGGUCCAAAUCGAAGCUCCAAAAGAAACCAACAGCGUUCCUUGUGCAGCCAUAUGUGGGCCUCCCCAUGGCGUCACAACCCAUGGAAGGCAAGGGCAUGAUGGAAAUCCAGUAGACAGAACUAGAGACCAGAAUAUGCGAACGAUAGCUGGAGCCUGUAAGAAAAAGAAAGGAAAGAAUCCCAAUGCCGCAAAACGCAAUCAACAUGAACGGUCAUGCUGUGUCAUUCGACUGACAAAAUCCAACUUGGAAAAGUUCCUCCAGAUGUACAGCAAGAAGAAUUGGGUGGACCGUAAAGGUUCACUGAUGGCAGAACUGUGUCACAUAUCGAGGAUAACAGUUCUAGAUGAUGUCACUGAUAAAGAAGAGCCACAGUUUACCCCCCAAAAGGACACCUUUUUAAAGUCAAAAAGGAAGCCUGAACGGCCCACACCUAUAACAAUCAGUACUACAAUGCCAAAAUCAAUACUACGUCAGUUACCUGAGCUCAACCCACCUGAUAUCAUGCCCAAAGGAAAUGUUGGUACACCCACCUCAGUCUAUAGUCAGCUGAUCAAAGAGUGUCAAUUUCCACCUUGGCUCAUCAAACAUCUGGGACUUGUCUUUCCCAAGAGUCAGUCCAACAGAAGAUAUGGAAAUGUAGGAUUGGACUAUAGUGAUACUGUGGUAGAAACUCUGGUCUCAAGUCAAAUGAAGCAGAAGAAGAAAAAGAAGAAAAAAAACAAGCGGAAAAGGAAAGACAGAAGUUCCUCGCCAAGCGAGACAAAGAGGCAGAAAACAAGACAUGAAAGUAGCUACAACAAUCAGAGUAUUUCACCUCCCAAAUCAGAUGAGGAUAAUGAUUCAGGUGAGGAAUGGGAGCGAUAUGAAGCCUUACACAAUGAUGUAACCAAUCAGGAGAGAACAACUGAGCGUCUGUUUGAGAGCGAGAUGGAGGUCACAUGGGACAAAGGAAGCAGUGGUCUUGUCUUUUACACUGAUGCGGCAUUCUGGGAUAAGCAAGAAGGCGAUUUUGAUGAGAAAACUGCUGACGACUGGGAUGUUGACAUGAGUGGUUACUAUGAUCCAGCCGGAGGAGAUAAAGAUGCUCGAGACUUCCUUCAGAUGAGAGAGCAACAGAGAAGGCUUGAUGGCAUCGAGAUUGUCAGUGCCUUCAAGCCAUCAUGGAAUGCAACAAAAAGACAAAUGAAACUUGACAGGCGAAGAGCCAAAUUAAAGGUUGCAGCAGAGAAAAGAAUUGCUGAGGACCAAGCACGACCUAUUGGAGCAUUUGAGAAACAUACCAAAGGUUUUGGCAGGAAGAUGAUGGAGGCACAGGGUUGGAUGGAAGGUGAAGGCUUGGGAAAAGAUGGAAACAAAGGAAUAAGUACAGCAUUACACAACGAAGGACAGAACAGCUUUGACAAAAGAGGUUUUGGAUAUUACGGGAAGCAACUGUUACCUGAUCAAAGUUCCAAUAUGUUCCAAGACAAUUCCUUCACAAGACCUAAAAAGGGCAAGCGAGCGGUGAUUAUCUCAACCAUCUACGAUGACCCAGAGACAACUGAUCCUGUGGAGAGACUUCUCAGAUCACAAGGGCCUCACAGUUUAAAAUACAGAAACAGUGUCAACUUCACAAAAUCCACAGACACUGGUUUAAAGAGGCUGCAAAGCCUAACACCUGAAGAGAAAAGUUCUCUUUAAAUAAACGUCAUGAAACAAAGCAAAUUUGAUCUAUAUUUUUGUAUUGAUAUUUAUAUAUUAAAAUAUUAAUUUAUGUUAAUUUAAGCCAGUCCCAAAGUUUGCCUUUGUAGCUUGUGUGUAUUUGUUUUUGGAGUUAUCUGUUACUGUGGGCUCAGACAUUCGUUUAGCACUCAGAAAGUGAAAAAACUUUGCAGAUUUGCUUCAAGCCUGCAUAUAAUUAUAAUAUUUAAGGAUUUCUGUUUAUUUUGCCGAAUAACCUGUGUUCUUUAUUUACCAGUAUAUAAUGCAUGUUUUGCUUUAACUGAUGUUGCAAAUGUCCUCCCAGUUGACAGAUAUUUGUAUUUCCAGAAAAAACUGUUUAUCUUGGUUUAUGGAUGUUUGUCGUCAGAAAGUUUGAACUUAUUCCAAAGUGUAACAUUUCAAAACUGCUUGUUUCAAUGCAAGAAAUGAAGAUUCCUGUAUUGGCAUAGAUAUUUAAUUGCAGGUACGUCUCAUCAAACAUUGAAUUCUGUCCUGCUGCUUCUGCAUAACUGCAUUUCAUUUGAAACACAUUUAUUUGAGUAAAUAAUUUACCCCAAAAUGUGUUUUAUCACAUAUGAUGGGUAUGGAAUUCUUACACCUUAAACUUAUAAUCAAAAGUUUGUAAUGAGGAGUUUUCCAGAGACUUCUUUACAAUCUGCAGAAGUCUUUUUGUUACCACCAAUUCACCCUUCAGCUGUUGUUAAUAAUGAAACAAGCGGAUGCUUAAUACAUGCAUUUUUAGCACAGUGAAACUCUGUUGCUGGAUUUUGAAACCAAGAAGGUUCUUAAGUCUUAGUGAUAUUUUGGCCAGUCUAAAUGUUACUAUCUUUGUAGUUUUUCUACAUUUGUUCUUGAAGUUAUUUGUUAUUGUUCAUAUCUGCCCAGAAAAUCUGUGAAAGCACUUGUCACAGUGGCAAAACACGCCAGAUUCAUCGCUGAAAUGACAUCGAACAAUUUCCGUUUAUUUUGCUAAAUCGCAUCUCUGUGUUCAACAUUCAGUAUACAGUACACAUAUGUACAUGUAUUUAGCAAUGUUUCAGAAGUCCUUUUGAAUUAAAUAUUUCCAAAAGCAUUGUGAAUCUUUCUGUGUUCAUGUACAUGUUAGAAAGUUCGAACAAACUGCAAUAUUUAGUAGUCCAAAGUAGUGGCUUUUCUUUCGAAGAAAUAAAGUUUCAUCCACAGCCGUGGAUCUUCAACUCUGAC
Molecule: messenger RNA, 3120 nt
Organism: Acanthaster planci (crown-of-thorns starfish)
Lineage: Eukaryota; Metazoa; Echinodermata; Asteroidea; Valvatida; Acanthasteridae
Product: G patch domain-containing protein 3-like
Biological process (GO): negative regulation of RIG-I signaling pathway; negative regulation of type I interferon production; positive regulation of DNA-templated transcription
Molecular function (GO): nucleic acid binding
Source: RefSeq, a predicted model, not a curated record